This is a messenger RNA of Blepharisma stoltei, 336 nucleotides long. The record is from the annotation of a GenBank genome assembly. Lineage: Eukaryota; Ciliophora; Heterotrichea; Heterotrichida; Blepharismidae.
AUGAAAAAAAAAUUGUUCCAAUCUAAGGUUAAAGUCCCAAAAAAAGAAUUUUACUCCCCCCCAUCCUUGAUCGAACGACUCGCCAUCGUUCGAUCAAGGAUGGGGGUUAAAAAAAAAUUUUUUGGGAAAAAAAAUUUAUAUAUAAAAAUAAAAUAUUUUUUUAUUUUACUUUUAAAUAAGAGGGUUAAAGUAUUUAAUAAUUAUUUUUACAGCAAAAAAUUGAAUUAUUUUCAUAAAAUACCAAUUUUUAAUAUUUGAUUUAUUAGUUACCCUUUUAAACUGUAUAAAUUUAAUUUGUUCCUUAUUGAAUUAAAUUUUUUUUUUUUAAAAUUUUAA